GUAUGCAUGCCGACGCCAUGGAAGUCGCCGGCGGCAAACGAAAGCGCGCGGCCUCCUCCGAUGCAGGCGCAGGUGACGGCACGGACUGCCUGAGCAACCUUCCGGACUGCCUCCUCCACGGCAUCCUCUCGCAGCUCCGGUCCCGGCAGGCCGUGCAGACGUGCGCCCUGUCGCGGCGGUGGCGCCAGCUCUGGCGCGCCGUCCCCUGCGUCGACAUCGACGCCGCGGACUUCCUGGUCCAAGUCGAUGGGAAUCCCACGAUUGUUGUCUCCGAUCCAUCGGAUCACGAGACUGAGGCGGCGCUGGCCAGGCUGGAGGAUUUCGCCGACAGUCUGCUGUCCCGCCGCAGCCUCUCCGCCGCCUUGAUGACGGGGUCGGCGUUGGACACCCUGCGCCUGCGCAUCCAUCGCCAGGAUACAGGAGGCCCACGCAGCAGCACCGGCACGGCGAUGCUCAGCAGGUGGAUUCGCCGCGGCCUGAGGCUGUCGCCGGCGGAGCUCGACGUGACCGGCGACGGCGGCCCGAUCAAGCUACCCUCCCUCUUCUCCUCUGCUGGCGGCCGCCGCAUCACCAAGCUCCGCCUUGACAACGUGCUCCUCCACAGGGACGCCGAGGGCCUCCUCGGCUCUGGCGGGCUCCCCGCCCUUGAAGACCUGGAGCUCAGUAACGUCCUCCUCCUGCCCGGGGUGUCGGUGAUCGCGUCGGACACGCUAAGGACCCUCACCGUCGUCGACGCGUCCCGGCAAAGUGGACUAAGACGCAGGAGCAUCAUCGGCAUCGUCGCACCUCGCCUGGCAUCGCUGAGGCUCGAGUUCCGGCUCGCCCGCCUCACCACGGUUAGUUUCACCGUAGACGAGGCAUCAUCCUCCUGUCUCGCCCACGCAUCCCUCCGCGUACUGGACAUCGGCGAGCCUCGGCAAGACGACGACGACCACGACGACGACAGCGACGGCGACGAUUCUGACGGCGACGAACUAGACCAACAGGACACGAGGUCGCUGGUAAGCGAUCUCAGCCGUAUCCUCGGCUCCCUAUGCAAUGUCACCAGCUUGCACCUGUCGGGCUUCGAUGACAUGUAUGAGUACGAGAAGAUGAACAUGCCGUCUAUCUAUCGACACUACAACGUCGCCGCCACCGAGCUUCUGCAGGCGGUGCUGUAUGAGUCCUGCUACAUCUUCCCCAACCUCACGAGCUUGGUCCUCCACGACUGCGACCUCGGAAACAGACUGCAAAGUCUCUGGCAUUUUCUGCACAACACUCCUGCCCUCCAGUGCCUUGCUCUCAAAAGUUGUGAGUGGAUAGACUAUCCAUAUGGUUAUUCGAAGAGGGGGCAAAAACAAGAUUUGCAGACUGCGGCAAUGCCCCCCAACCUCAAGUCGGUGCGAAUCAUUGACGGGGAUGACAAGAUGAUGUCCACGGUGAAAAGGAAGCUAUCCACGGCUACCGUCACCGAAUGAAAAUUUUAAAAAGAAAAGAUUUAAUUAGCGUUUCUUUGUUGAGGGAAUACGGCGUAGUAAACCGAAUCACCUUCUUUCAUAGUAUGUCCAUCCAUGAGGAAAUACAUUGUGUGUUUGACUUCUUUACAAUAUUUACUACUCCCUCUGGUUUUUACACUAGUGUAGUGUCAAAAACGCUCUUAUAUUAUGGGACGAAGAGAGUAAUAUUUUAUAUCGUCAUUGUGAGAGUUCAUACAUCAGCAUUUUUUUAGACGAUCAUACAUCCGCAAUGAAUGUUUUGAUCCAAUGUCAUAAAGCCUAGAAAGCA
Triticum aestivum (bread wheat) is the source of this 1764-nucleotide messenger RNA. Its product is annotated as MEIOTIC F-BOX protein MOF. Lineage: Eukaryota; Viridiplantae; Streptophyta; Magnoliopsida; Poales; Poaceae. Gene Ontology annotation, molecular function: protein binding. The record is from RefSeq and is a predicted model, not a curated record. The transcript has 3 exons. The coding region runs from base 3 to 1457 and encodes 484 amino acids.